Dovyalis caffra is the source of this 5256-nucleotide messenger RNA. The record is from the annotation of a GenBank genome assembly. Lineage: Eukaryota; Viridiplantae; Streptophyta; Magnoliopsida; Malpighiales; Salicaceae.
AUGAGUGCAAGGCAGGAGCCUUAUUACACGCGCGGUCGGAGUGACCUCCAAGCGCCUCCUCCACCACCACCAAUAACGCCAUCCGUCUACAAUAUAAUCCCAAUCCAUGACCUACUAACGGACCACCCGUCUCUCCGGUACCCGGAGGUCCGAGCAGCCGCCGCCGCCCUCCGCACAGUUGGUGACCUCCGUAAACCACCGUAUGUAACAUGGGACCCGCACUGGGACUUGAUGGACUGGCUAGGUGUCUUCUUUGGGUUUCAGAAAGACAACGUCAGGAACCAAAGAGAACACUUGGUGCUUCAGUUAGCAAACUCCCAAAUGCAGCUUGAGAAGCCGCCGUCUAUCCCUGACGCUCUCGACGCCACCGUACUCCGCCGUUUUCGGAGGAAGUUGUUGGGGAAUUACACUUCUUGGUGUUCUUAUUUGGGGAAGAAGUCGGAGGUGAUUCUACCAAAAGUUAGCAAUGAUCAUAGUCUUCGCCGUGAAUUGCUUUAUGUUGGGCUUUUUCUCCUUGUUUGGGGAGAAUCUGCGAAUCUUCGGUUCACGCCGGAGUGUGUUUGCUAUAUUUAUCAUCAUAUGGCAAUGGAAUUGAAUAAAGUUCUUGAUGAUUGGACAGACCCCAGUACAGGUGGGCAUUUUUUGCCUUCGAUUUCUGGUGAUUGUGCGUUUUUGAACUGUAUUGUUGUGCCCUUUUAUGAAACUAUUAAGGCUGAGGUUGAGAGUAGUAGAAAUGGGAGUAAGCCGCAUUCCGCUUGGAGGAAUUAUGAUGAUAUAAAUGAGUAUUUUUGGAGUAGGAGGUGUUUUAAGAAGUUAAAAUGGCCUAUUAAUUUAGAUAGUAAUUUUUUCGCAAAGGUUAAGAAAAGCAGGAGAGUUGGCAAGACAGGGUUUGUGGAGCAGAGGUCAUUUUGGAAUGUGUUUAGGAGUUUCGAUAAGCUUUGGGUUUUGUUGAUUUUGUUUUUCCAAGCUAGUUUGAUUGUUGCUUGGGCGAGGACUAAACACCCAUGGCAGGCGUUGGAGAGGCGGGAUGUGCAGGUUGAGUUGUUGACUUGUUUUAUCACUUGGGCUGGUCUUAGGUUUGUGCAGUCGGUGCUAGACGCGGGGACACAAUAUAGCUUGGUUUCGAGGGAGACGCUGUUGUUGGGGGUGAGGAUGGGGUUGAAAAGCAUGGUUGCUUUGACGUGGACCAUUGUGUUUGGGGUCUUUUAUGGGAGGAUUUGGAGUGCAAAGAAUUCUGCUGGGUUUUGGUCUCCUGAGGCAGACAGGAGAAUAGUGACAUUUCUUGGGGCUGCCUUUGUGUUUGCUAUCCCUGAGUUGCUGGCAUUGCUUUUUUUGCACUUCCUUGGAUUAGGAAUGCCCUUGAAGAACUGGAUUGGAGUAUUUUGUAUGUGUUCACUUGGUGGUUUCACACUCGGAUUUUUCUAUUUCUUUCAAAUCCAGCCACUGGUUGCCCCAACAAAGGCUCUUUUGGAUCUCGGGCGCAUGUCGUACAAUUGGCAUGAGUUUUUCAGUAGCAGUAACAGAAUUGCAGUUGUGCUGCUGUGGCUCCCAGUUGUUCUAAUUUAUUUUAUGGAUUUACAGAUCUGGUAUGCUAUUUUCUCUUCGAUUGUUGGUGCAACAAUUGGGCUGUUUUCCCACUUGGGUGAGAUCAGGAAUGUUGAACAGCUUAGGCUUAGGUUUCAGUUCUUUGCCAGUGCUAUGCAAUUUAAUCUUAUGCCAGAAGAACAAUUGCUAAGUCCUAAGAUGACCCUGGUGAAGAAGCUCCGUGAUGCAAUCCACAGAUUAAAGCUAAGAUAUGGACUUGGUCAGCCUUACAAAAAGAUUGAAUCAAGCCAAGUGGAGGCAACUAGAUUUGCCUUGAUAUGGAAUGAGAUUAUGACAACUUUUCGGGAAGAAGAUCUCAUCAGUGAUCGGGAAUUUGAACUCUUAGAACUGCCACCUAAUUGUUGGAACAUUAGGGUUAUUCGCUGGCCUUGCAUCUUACUCUGCAAUGAGUUGCUGCUUGCAUUGAGUCAGGCAGAAGAGCUGGCCAAUGCACCUGAUCGGUGGAUUUGGUUGAAGGUAAGCCAAAGUGAGUACAGGCGGUGUGCUAUAAUUGAAGCAUAUGAUAGCAUCAAGUAUUUGCUUCUUGAGGUUGUCAAACCUGGCACAGAAGAGAGUUUCAUCGUUGGAAAUUUCUUUAAAGAAGUGGAUGAGAAGAUACAGUCUGAGAUAUUUUCUGAGUCUUACAAGAUGAAUAGACUGCCAGACAUUCAUCCAAAGUUAAUAUCACUUGUUGAUCUUCUGAUGAGACCGGGGGAAGAUCUUAGCAAAGCAGUUAGCAAAGCAGUGAAUAUAUUGCAGGCUUUGUAUGAGAUUUGUGUUCGAGAAUUUCCAAGAGAAAAGAGGAACACCGGGGAAUUGAUUCGAGAUGGUCUGGCCCCUCAUAGUCCAGCUACCAAUGAAGGGUUGCUCUUUGUGAAUGCCGUUGAGUUUCCUGAUGCUGAAGAUGAGUUCUUCAACAGGCAGGUACGGCGUUUGCACACAAUUCUUACUUCUAGAGACGCAAUGCAUGAUGUCCCAAAAAGUAUUGAGGCAAGACGACGUAUUGCCUUCUUUAGCAACUCCCUCUUCAUGAACAUGCCACAUGCUCCCAAUGUUGAGAAAAUGAUGGCUUUCAGUGUUCUGACCCCUUACUAUGAUGAAGAAGUGUGCUUUGGCAAAGAAAACCUUCGACGCCCAAAUGAAGAUGGCAUUUCCACAAUCUUUUAUCUGCAAAAAAUCUAUGAAGAUGAGUGGAAUAAUUUUAUGGAACGCAUGCAUAGAGAGGGUCUAGAGGAUGACGAGGAAAUCUGGGAUAAGAAGUCUAGGGAUCUCCGACUUUGGGCUUCAUACAGAGGCCAGACGUUAUCCCGCACUGUGAGGGGAAUGAUGUAUUAUUAUCGAGCACUUAAGACACUUUCCUACUUAGAUUCGGCAUCUGAGAUGGAUAUAAGGAUGGGCACACAAGAACUCGCCUCUCAUCAUUCAUUGAGGAACAGCCGUGGUUUGGAUGGUCUUAAUUCAGUCAAGCCACCAUCUGUACGUAAACUAAGCAAAGCUAGCAGCAAUGUCAGUCUUUUAUUUAAAGGGCAUGAGUAUGGGAGUGCUCUGAUGAAAUUCACAUACGUAGUCACCUGCCAGUUGUAUGGGCAGCAAAAGGCAAAGCCAGACCCACGUGCUGAAGAGAUUCUGUAUCUCAUGAAAAACAACGAGGCCCUUCGAGUUGCUUAUGUUGAUGAGGUUCGCUUGGGGAGGGAUGAAGUGGAGUAUUAUUCAGUUCUUGUGAAGUAUGAUCAGCAGCUGCAGAGGGAAGUGGAGAUCUAUCGGAUCAAAUUACCUGGUUCCAUAAAGAUUGGAGAAGGAAAACCUGAAAAUCAGAACCAUGCUAUAAUCUUUACUCGGGGCGAGGCACUCCAGACCAUUGACAUGAACCAAGAUAAUUAUUUUGAAGAGGCACUAAAGAUGCGAAAUUUGCUGGAGGAAUUUAAAGCCUAUUAUGGUAUCAGGAAACCAACCAUUUUAGGAGUCCGUGAGAAUAUCUUCACUGGUUCAGUGUCCUCACUUGCUUGGUUCAUGUCUGCGCAGGAAAUGAGUUUUGUGACCCUGGGGCAGCGUGUUCUUGCAAACCCUUUGAAGGUGCGAAUGCAUUAUGGUCACCCAGAUGUGUUUGAUAGGUUCUGGUUCUUGCCUAAAGGUGGAAUCAGCAAGGCUUCCAAAGUUAUCAAUAUCAGUGAAGAUAUAUUUGCUGGCUUCAAUUGCACACUUCGAGGUGGCAAUGUGACACACCAUGAGUAUAUACAGGUAGGCAAGGGAAGGGAUGUUGGAUUGAAUCAGAUUUCAAUGUUUGAGGCAAAGGUUGCAAGUGGCAAUGGUGAGCAGGUUUUGAGCAGGGAUGUAUACCGGUUGGGUCACAGAUUGGACUUCUUCCGAAUGCUUUCUUUUUACUACUCAACUGUUGGGUUUUACUUCAGCACAAUGAUUGUGGUCCUGACUGUUUACACAUUUUUAUGGGGUCGCCUUUAUUUUGCUCUCAGUGGCGUUGAGCAAUAUGCCCUGAACCAUAGUAACAACAACAAGGCUCUUGGCACAAUUCUGAACCAGCAGUUCAUUAUCCAGCUUGGACUCUUCACUGCCCUGCCAAUGAUCGUGGAGAAUACCCUUGAGCAUGGAUUCCUUCCUGCAGUUUGGGACUUUCUGACAAUGCAGUUGCAGCUAGCAUCUCUUUUUUACACCUUCUCCUUGGGAACUCGUUCCCAUUUCUUUGGUCGGACUAUUCUUCAUGGGGGUGCCAAAUACCGAGCGACGGGACGUGGUUUUGUAGUGCAGCACAAGAGCUUUGCUGAGAACUAUAGACUCUAUGCACGAAGCCAUUUUGUGAAGGCAGUUGAGCUUGGAGUCAUUCUAACAGUUUAUGCUGCCAACAGCCCAUUAGCUCGGAAUACUUUUGUUUACAUUGCCAUGACAAUAUCUAGCUGGUUCCUUGUGAUUUCAUGGAUGAUGGCCCCCUUUGUGUUCAAUCCUUCUGGUUUUGACUGGCUAAAGACUGUCUAUGACUUUGAAGAUUUUAUCAAUUGGUUAUGGUAUAGUGGUGGGAUGUUCACAAAAGCAGAGCAAAGCUGGGAAGCAUGGUGGUAUGAGGAACAGAGCCAUCUGAAAACGACUGGUCUUUGGGGGAAGCUAUUGGAGAUUAUUUUAGAUCUACGUUUCUUCUUCUUCCAAUAUGGUGUUGUAUACCAUCUUAACAUUACUGGCGGAAACACCAGUGUAGCUGUUUACUUGCUAUCUUGGAUAUACAUGGUUGUAGCAGUUGGGAUUUACGUGAUCAUUGCAUAUGCCCACGACAAAUUUGCAGCUAAGGAGCACAUCAAAUAUCGGCUAACUCAGCUUAUAGUCAUUGUGCUUACAGUACUUGUGGUUGUUUUAUUGCUGAAGUUCACAAAUUUAAUAGUUCUUGAUCUCGUGAGUAGCCUUUUGGCAUUUAUUCCAACGGGGUGGGGCCUUAUAUCCAUUGCCCAGGUCCUUAGACCGUUUCUGGAGUCCACUGUUGUGUGGGACACUGUGGUGUCCUUGGCUCGGCUGUAUGAUUUGCUGUUUGGAGUAAUUGUUAUGGCUCCUGUUGCAUUGCUGUCUUGGUUGCCUGGAUUCCAGUCAAUGCAGACAAGGAUCCUAUUUAACGAGGCAUUUAGCCGUGGCCUCCAGAUAUCUCGAAUCCUUACUGGCAAAAAGUCGAACUGA